This is a messenger RNA of Acanthamoeba castellanii str. Neff, 765 nucleotides long. RefSeq names its product proteasome endopeptidase complex protein. The transcript has 6 exons. Gene Ontology annotation, biological process: ubiquitin-dependent protein catabolic process. The record is from RefSeq and is a predicted model, not a curated record. Gene Ontology annotation, cellular component: proteasome core complex, alpha-subunit complex; proteasome core complex; nucleus. Bases 1 to 765 code for a protein of 254 amino acids. NCBI's taxonomy places the organism in Eukaryota, Discosea, Longamoebia, Acanthamoebidae.
AUGAGCAGCAUCGGCACUGGGUACGAUCUUUCGUCCACUACAUUCUCUCCUGAUGGAAGGGUGUUCCAAGUGGAGUAUGCCGCCAAGGCCGUCGACAACAGUGGCACCGCCCUUGGCUUGCGCGUGAAGGAUGGUGUGGUGCUGGCAGUGGAGAAGCUGCUGGUUUCCAAGAUGCUCGUCCCAAACACCAACAGACGCAUCCACACUGUCGACCGACACUGCGGCCUGGCCAUGUCCGGUCUGGUGGCUGACGGCAGGCAGCUGGUCAGCAGAGGGCGCGCCGAGGCGACAAGCUACAGGGAGUUCUACGGCACCGACAUCUCGGGCAAGGUGCUCAACGAGCGACUCUCCAACUUUGUGCAGCUCUACUCCCUCUACGGCUCUGUGAGGCCGUUCGGUACCUCGGUCAUCCUCGGCUGCGUCGACAAGAACGGACCUCAGCUCUACAUGAUCGAGCCCUCGGGCAUCUCGUGGGGAUACUUUGGCGUGGCCAUCGGCAAGGGUGCCAGAGCGGCCAAGACUGAGAUCGAGAAGCUCAAGCUCUCCGAAAUGACUGCCCGCGAGGCCAUCAAGGAGGCCGCCAAGAUUAUCUAUUCGGUGCACGACGAUGCCAAGGACAAGGCCUUCGAGCUGGAGCUCAGCUGGGUGUGCGAGGAGACGGGCAACCUGCACAAGUUUGUGCCAAAGGACCUGCUCGAGGAGGCCGAGAAGUACGCCAAGCAGGCGCUCGAGGAAGAGGAGGACAUGUCCGAGGAGGAGGAUUAA